UAUGGCUUCCUCCUAUUCAUAUCCUGAGUUAUUUUUGGCGGGUUUUAUAUUUACCUUGCCAUUUUUGUACGAAAAAUGCAAUUUUUUCCGAUAUUACUUGAAGUUUUUCUUAUACUAUGCUUAUGUAUUAAUAACGUGUACAGUUUUAUUACCCGUAGUGUUAUUAUAUCCUCGCGACGUUACGAACCUAAUAGUAGCUUCCCGGUUUUGUCGCUACGCUUCACAUAUCGUUGGUAUAGAAUGGGAAUUACGAGGAUUGGAAAAUUGGGAUAAUGAACAAUCAUACAUCGUUAUUUCAAACCAUCAAAGUUCAUUAGAUAUUUUAGGUAUGUUCGAAAUGUGGCCCCGUAUGAAGCGAUGUACUGUUGUUGCCAAAAGACCUUUAAUGUUUGCUGGUGCAUUUGGAUUUGGAGCUUGGCUCUCUGGAUUAGUUUUUAUCGAUCGAUUAAAAACUGAAAAAGCGCGACUACUAAUGAAACAAGCCACCGCUAGAGUUAUUCAAGAGAAGACUAAACUGUGGGUGUUUCCUGAAGGAGCGCGGUAUAACAAAGGAUGUAUACAGCCGUUUAAAAAAGGUGCAUUUUAUUUAGCAAUUGAUGCCCAAAUUCCAAUAAUGCCUGUGGUAUUUAGCCAGUAUUAUUUUCUUGACAGUGAAACUAAGACAUUCGAACCAGGAAAAGUAGUUAUCACUACUUUGCCACCCAUUCCUACAAAAGGAAUGACCAGGGAUGACUUAGAAGCUCUUUCUGAUGUUGUCCGUCAUCAAAUGAUUGACGUUUUCAAUGAAAGUUCUAAAGAUUUAGCUAAGCAAAAAAAAAUAGCAAUCUAAGCUUUUGUUUAAAAAACAAGGUUUUUAAUAAUCUAGUCUUAUUUAAUAAGCAAAACCAUGAAGAAAUUUGGUUCAAAUCAGUUUAAUUUGUAUUAAUUUAUGUCAAUGAUAUAUUUAAGUUAAAAAACCAAAGUUCAAAGCACCUUGUGUUCUUUGUUAUAGUCAUUCAUUAUUUAUUAUUAUUACAUUAAUUUAUUAUUAGAUAUUUAAGGAAACCCUCAAUAAAGGUGGCACUAAAAGUUUGUUACUCUUAUUUAGGCUUCUUAAAAACAAUUUAAAAAAAAAAGUGGCAAUUGACAUUUAGCCUCAUGGCUGGUAUAUGCAGGGUAAAAACAUUUUAUAAAGAACUAAGCUGCAUUUACUUCUAUGAUUGUUAUAUAACAUAUGAAUAUAAUAAAUCACUAAAGCUUCUCUUGCUAGCAGCGUUAUUUUCUCGCAUUGUUUGCAUUUACAAAUUGCAAGAAUUCCACUUCAGUGACAUCUAUAAUUAAUGAAAAAGUUGUAUUUUUUUUAAUACUAAUUGACCUAAUUUUCCAACCGAAAAUUGCAGAUUUGCUUCUAACCACUCAGACAUAUUUCAAUACCUCGCAAACCAAUGCAGUCAGGUUUUAUGCGCCGCC
Messenger RNA from Pararge aegeria (speckled wood butterfly), 1449 nucleotides. RefSeq names its product 1-acyl-sn-glycerol-3-phosphate acyltransferase alpha (gene Agpat1). NCBI's taxonomy places the organism in Eukaryota, Metazoa, Arthropoda, Insecta, Lepidoptera, Nymphalidae. Gene Ontology annotation, biological process: phosphatidic acid biosynthetic process. Gene Ontology annotation, cellular component: membrane; endoplasmic reticulum. Gene Ontology annotation, molecular function: 1-acylglycerol-3-phosphate O-acyltransferase activity. The record is from RefSeq and is a predicted model, not a curated record. The transcript has 5 exons. The coding region runs from base 2 to 829 and encodes 275 amino acids.